This is a messenger RNA of Bombyx mandarina (wild silkworm), 618 nucleotides long. RefSeq names its product ribosomal protein S14 (gene RpS14). Gene Ontology annotation, cellular component: ribosome. The record is from RefSeq and is a predicted model, not a curated record. NCBI's taxonomy places the organism in Eukaryota, Metazoa, Arthropoda, Insecta, Lepidoptera, Bombycidae. Gene Ontology annotation, molecular function: structural constituent of ribosome. Gene Ontology annotation, biological process: translation.
UAAUCUAUAUUCUCAUUCCUUGGCAACACCUAAGGGUCAGUUUUUAGUAGAUCUUUUAGCCAAAUUUCUUUUAGAUUUUGACAGCUCUCAAGCUAAAGGGUGAGCCAUGGCCCCGAGAAAAAACAAAGUUGCUAAAGAGGAGGUCCAGGUGACCCUUGGGCCCCAGCAUUUAGUGGGCGAAACAGUGUUUGGUGUAGCACACAUUUUCGCUUCAUUCAAUGACACAUUCGUUCAUGUUACUGAUUUAUCCGGCCGGGAAACUAUCGCCCGUGUCACUGGUGGCAUGAAGGUGAAGGCUGACCGUGAUGAAGCGUCACCCUACGCUGCUAUGUUGGCGGCACAGGAUGUAGCAGAGAAAUGCAAAACUCUUGGCAUAACGGCCUUGCACAUAAAGCUCCGUGCUACUGGUGGAAACAAAACAAAGACCCCUGGUCCUGGUGCUCAGUCUGCACUUCGGGCUCUUGCUCGUUCAAGUAUGAAGAUUGGCCGCAUUGAAGAUGUCACCCCCGUACCAUCAGACUCGACCCGUAGGAAGGGUGGCCGAAGAGGACGCAGGCUGUAAUCUGCUUUUAGGUUAAGUUCAAUGUGGACUUUCAAUAAAGAAGUUUACACAACAAA